GGAGCAUGUGGAGGAUGAUUAUUUGAGAUGCUUUAUUAUUAUUCUCAUGAUUUAGUGAUAAGAGAAGUAAGGUAGGUGCUCAAAACAACAAAAUGAGAGGCUCAUAUCCUCCCACAAUCCUUGUAUGGAUAAGACCACCACAAUCUUCAAUACAAUAACCCUCCUAUUCCCUCUCACUUCUUACAUCCCAAUUUCACAACUCUCUCCACCACUUUGUCACCAUAAUCUUCAUCAACCACCAAUGGCAGCCACCCUAUCAACCACCAUGGCCAUGCUCAACGCCAAAUGCAUGACAUCCUCCAAACUCACCAAACCCAUCUCUCUCCCCACCAUCCAAACCCUCACCACUUCAAAACAACCCACCACCCUCUCCUUCACCGGAACCACCAUCGCCGGAGCCAUCUUCGCCACCCUAAGCUCCUCCGACGCAGCCUUCGCCGCCCAACAACUCGCCGACAUCGCCGAAGGAGACAACCGCGGCAUCGCCCUUCUCCUUCCCCUCGUUCCCGCCAUUGCAUGGGUUCUCUACAACAUUUUUCAACCAGCUGUUAACCAGAUCAACAGGAUGAGGACCAAAGGAGUAGUUAUUGGGCUUGGGCUUGGUGGUGGGCUUGCAGCUUCAUCUGGGCUUUUUGCCACCCCUGAUGCCGCCGCCGGAGAACUCGCCGCCGUGGCUGAGGCGGCUGCUGCUAGUAGUGACAACAGAGGGCAGCUUUUGUUGAUUGUUAUUGCACCUGCUAUUCUUUGGGUGCUUUACAAUAUCUUACAGCCUGCUCUUAACCAGAUCAAUAAAAUGAGAUCUUGAUUAGUUUUUUUUAUAUGAAUUAUAUUAUAUAUUGGUACAUUGGACUAGUAGUAAUGUUGUAAUUGGUAAUCAACUUUUGUUGGAAUAUAUAUUGUGGGGAUGUUUGGCAUUUGAAUGAUACUGCAAUUUUAAGUUUGUGUCA
Molecule: messenger RNA, 947 nt
Organism: Helianthus annuus (common sunflower)
Lineage: Eukaryota; Viridiplantae; Streptophyta; Magnoliopsida; Asterales; Asteraceae
Product: photosystem II core complex proteins psbY, chloroplastic
Exons: 1
Coding region: 125-805 (226 amino acids)
Biological process (GO): cell redox homeostasis; photosynthesis
Cellular component (GO): photosystem II; chloroplast thylakoid; membrane
Molecular function (GO): manganese ion binding
Source: RefSeq, a predicted model, not a curated record